CCAUCUUUUCUUUGAAGAUAGAAUAAUUUUCUGACGUAAAGGCGGGAACAGAAAUAACAAAAACAGCACACACAUGUUGAAGAAAGCUGAGACCUGGGAUACAUCAAUGAGAGCAUCAACCAUGAAGGCAUUGCAUAGCCAGAAUUAUUAAUUAGUUGUGAUAAACAAAGAAACAGAAAUAUCUAUCAUGAAACAGAAACAAGGGAAAUCAAGAACAAGCACAGUUGUGGAAGCUACUACAUCAUCCCUUGAUAGAACAUGUGAUCUGCUGCGACUCCGAGUAUCCCAGUUGUCCUCCUCACCACAAAUUCAUGGAUAUGACCAAGAAAGAAGAAAACUGCUGGAUUUGAUCCGAAGGACUGGUACGACAGGUGAAAGUAACUCCGCUCUGUUGAUAGGACCAAGAGGAUGUGGCAAGUCCAUGCUGAUAGAAAAUGUUGUCGAGGAACUGAUGACAAAUCAAGAGAUCAAAGACAACCUUCUACAAGUUCGUCUCAAUGGCCUAUUACAGACGGAUGACAAGAUAGCACUAAAGGAGAUCACCCGACAGUUACAGCUAGAGAAUACAGUGGGCACCAAAGUGUUUGGAUCCUUUGCAGAGAAUCUUCAAUUUCUACUGGAUGCUCUGAAAAGUGGUAGCCACAGUAGUAAACCUAUUUUGUUCGUCCUCGACGAAUUUGAUCUGUUUGCCCACCACAAGAACCAGACACUGCUGUACAAUCUGUUUGAUGUGGCACAGUCGGCCCAGGCCCCCGUCUGUGUCAUCGGCCUCACAUGUCGAUUGGAUGUUGUUGAGCUGUUGGAGAAGAGAGUGAAGUCACGAUUUUCACACCGACAGAUCCAUCUAUUUAACAACAUCACACUAGGGGACUACACCAACCUCUUCAUCACAUAUCUCAGUCUCCCCGACGACUUCACAGACAGGAAGUUUGUAAAGGCUUGGAACCAACAUAUUCAGGAGCUGGCCUCUGAUCAGACCAUACAAGGUGUCCUCCGACGACAGUUUGAGUUCAACAAGGAUGUCAGGACACUACAGCAGCUUCUGAUGUACCCUGUAUGUUGUGUAAGUGAUACUCAUCCAUUCCUUGUUCCUGCUGAUUUUGUUGAUGGUAUGAAGAUGCAGUCCACUGACACCAAGUCAGCUAUGCUUCAUGGAGUUUCAAUCCUCGAGCUCUGUCUCAUCAUUGCUAUGAAGCACCUGACUGAAAUUUACGAUGGUGAACCAUUCAAUUUUGAAAUGGUCUACAGUGAAUACCGAAAAUUUGCCCAGAGGAGGUCAUCCAUGCAAGUUUACGAAAAAGCAGUUGUGUUGAAGGCAUUUGAACACCUGAUUGCAUUAGAGUUGGUUAAGACAAUAGAUGGAGCUGGGUCUCGGGUACAGAAGGAAUAUCGCCUAUUGUCGCUGCUCGUCCAUCCCUCACAGAUUCUUGAUGCUCUGCAAAAAUACCCAAACUGUCCAACAGAGGUCAAACAGUGGGCCCAGUCGUCCGUCAUAUAACAAAGGGAAUGCAGUUUAACAUGGAUAUUUAUAUAGCUGAACAGUCGGCCCAUAACUACAACAUUUAGUCGAUAUGUGGGCUCACUCUCCUCAGACACUUGCAGGAAUAAUGCUGAACAGUAAACUUGUCACAUACCUAGGGGAUCAACAUAGCUUAGCAGGUCUGUGAUACCACCAAACAUCAGUGAACUUGUCACAUACCUAGGGGAUCAACAUAGCUUAGCAGGUCUGUGAUACCACCAAACAUCAGUGAACUUGUCACAUACCUAGGGGAUAAACAUAGCUUAGCAGGUCUGUGAUACCACCAAACAUCAGUGAACUUGUCACAUACCUAGGGGAUCAACAUAGCUUAGCAAGUCUGUGAUACCACCAAACAUCAGUGAACUUGUCACAUACUUAGGGGAUAAACAUAGCUUAGCAGGUCUGUGAUACCACCAAACAUCAGUGAACUUGUCACAUACCUAGGAUAUAAAACAGAACCUAGCAGGUCUAUGUGACCACCAAACACCAGCUGUAUCUGUGGGUAAGGAAUGUUUGAUUAUAGUGUCAUUGACUGUUUACUGCUGUGUCAGGGGAGCAUCUGAGAAAUAAAGAGGUUUGCAUCUUUCUUGUACAGAUAUGCAAACACACAACAAUGUAGCAUUGUAUCACAAAUAGAAACAAUCAACUGGAAUGUUCAAGCAACAUUUCUGGAGACUGAAAACAUUUCUGACAUUGAAGACUGAAAGUCAAAAAAUACAGAAAUGUGCUAUUUAUAUGAGAUAAACAAGGUUUUGAAACAGAAGUUUUGUGUUAGUGAAGUCAUCCAAAUUGAAGGAUUGCUCAAAGUUGGAGAUAAUCAGCCUUUAAAACUGUAGCAAGGCAUUUACGAGUCAUUAAAAAGGAAUAACCAGGACACAAAAA
Molecule: messenger RNA, 2401 nt
Organism: Pecten maximus
Lineage: Eukaryota; Metazoa; Mollusca; Bivalvia; Pectinida; Pectinidae
Product: origin recognition complex subunit 4-like
Exons: 13
Coding region: 188-1498 (436 amino acids)
Biological process (GO): DNA replication initiation; DNA replication
Cellular component (GO): nuclear origin of replication recognition complex; nucleus
Molecular function (GO): ATP binding; DNA replication origin binding; ATP hydrolysis activity
Source: RefSeq, a predicted model, not a curated record